Messenger RNA from Entamoeba histolytica HM-1:IMSS, 1161 nucleotides. Its product is annotated as AIG1 family protein. The coding region runs from base 1 to 1161 and encodes 386 amino acids. Lineage: Eukaryota; Evosea; Mastigamoebida; Endamoebidae. The record is from RefSeq and is a predicted model, not a curated record. The transcript has a single exon. Gene Ontology annotation, molecular function: GTP binding.
AUGAGUUUACAAGAAGGAAAACAAACGAAAUUACUUUUAAUUGGAGAAACAGGAAAUGGGAAAAGUUCACUUGGUAAUUCCAUUUUACAGAAGAAUAUUUUUGAAGUAGGUAAUACUACAAAGUCAGAAACAGAAAAAGCCAAAGUAGAAAAUGGUGAAGAAGAUAGAAGUGAUUUAAUUAUUGUUGACACACCUGGUCUUAAUGAUACUAAUAAUUUUGAUACUGAAAAUAUUCAAAAUAUUGUUGAUUGUGUUAGGGUAACAGGGUUGCAGGGAAUUAUAUUAACAAUGAAUUAUAAUGUAAAUAAACUGUCUAAAAGCAUUAAACAAAUUAUUGAAACUAUAAAUGAUGUUUUCAAAAUAAAAGACAUUUGGAAACAUGUUUGUAUUGUUUGGACGAUGUGUUAUAAUUAUAUUCCACCAAAGAAAAUUGACGAAGGUAAAAAAGAGAAAGAACAAUACAAAGAAGAUUUGAAAGAAUUUAUAAAACAAAUAAAUAAAACAAAUGAAGAAUUUGAUAUUCCAAUGUAUUUUGUAGAUUCACAACCAGAUGAAGAUUUUGAUAAUAGCAGAUCAGAAAAUGAAAUAAAAAGAUUAAUUGAAUGGGGAAGAGGAUUAGAAUUAAUUGAUGAAGAAGAAAUUAAGAAAUUAGUCAGUAAAUAUAAAGAAUUUAGAUAUGAAGAAAAAGAAGAAACUAAAACAAUAAAAGAAACAAAGUCUGAUAUAACAUAUGAAAAAAAGACAUACAGAAGAUGUAUUAAAAUAACAAAUGAUGGAAAAGAAAUAGAAAGUGAAUGGUAUUUAUUUAGCAGAGGAAUUAAAACAGAAAAGAAAAAAACUUUUAAGGAAAAAGUAUGGGGUGUUGUUAAAGUUUUAGGUUUUAUUUCCCUUGGUGUUGGUGUUGGUGUUGCUAUUGGUGUUAUUGGUGGUGCUGUCAUUGGUGGUGCUGUUGGUGCUGUUGGUGGUGUUGUCAUUGGUGGUGUUGUCAUUGGUGGUGUUGGUGGUGCUGUUGUUGGUGGUGUUGGUGGUGCUGUUGGUGGUGCUGUUGGUGGUGCUGUUGUUGGUGGUGUUGUUGGUGGUGUUGUUGGUGGUGUUGUUGGUGGUGUUGUUGGUGUUAGUGAUGAUAAAAAGAUAAAUAACACCAAAAAAAUUGAAAAUUAA